AUGGAAGUGCUCCCUGACUUGAGAGAAGCGACGCCAUGUCCCGGCUGUGACACUGAAACAAGCUCCCCAUUAUCUGAGGACAACCUUGCACGACUCAUCAAUCUGAUCCAACAGCGCACGCGUAUUCUCGAUGAGUUCAUCCAAGAGGUCACGAAUUGGGAAGAUUACGCCACGCUCGAAGCCGAAAAGUCCGAGAAGAACAAGUGGUUGAGCUUGCUGGAGGCAGCAAGAGAUACCGCCAAGCCAGCGAACGCAAGCUAUCUUCGUCGUGUCGAAAGCGAGUGGCGCGGCUUGCCUGGCUCUCAUGAGCUAGGAUCGUAUAUCCGACAUGGUCGGCUAAGCAAUAGACAAAUUUCAACAUCAGCGUGGGCCCACCUGGCGUGGCAAGACUAUGUGCCGCCGUCUUAUAGAUUUGAGACAAGCAAGACGGUAAUCCUUCGCCUGGCAGUCAUGCCUGUGUCUAUGGGAAGCUCGACAGACAUCACCUGGCACAAGUUUCCUGCCGACGUGCCAAAUCACCUUGCCGCACACUGGGAUCUACUGCACAUGCACGAUGGUAACUUGAUUUCAGUCUUUUUGAUCGAUGAUAUCGGCCCAGCUGAUGUUGUCUUCUUCGGCCACUGGCUGCGCAUGGCGCCAUCAGUGUUCGUUUCACACCUCUGGCGAGACCUUCUGGACACCCAUCUCGAUCAUGGUGUGCAGUUCGUGGAAUUUCCAUCCGUCCGCGCUCCAUACGAUGAACGGAUCGAUACGCGCGGUAUGGUCUUAACAUCGCCGAUACCUGCUGUCAAAUCCCCGGCAGCACGCCUGGACCUGCAGAAGACAGGCUUUGAAGUAAAGACCGUUCUGGAUCGUGCCUAUGACCCCUCGUUGGCGGAGUCCCUUCUUGACAUCGAUGAAAUUCGCCGCCAUGCAGACAUUCCAGGUGGUCUCUCAGGCGCAAGCAUCAUCGCCGAUGCUCUCUCAGUGUGCCGGACAUAUGAAUGGCCACGUUUCUGUGCAAUUCGGGAAUCCCAGUUGAUUAUGCGUCUAAUUCAUAUGCUGGCACUAGCAGCUGCAAUCAAUUCAAUUCAAGAAGUCCUUGAUGCAAAUAUUCGCGUCAUGCGACACCUGCCCACGGAAGAGAGGAUCGCAACAGUGCGGGUGAUUGACUCUCGAGCAUCUGCGCUUCGUGUGCUGUUGAACCAGCAUCAUGACACUAUCGAACAUUUGCUGAGAGAUGAGGCGCUGCAGAUCCCUUCGAGUAUAAUCGCAAAGAUGCGUGAGAUCACAUCAGCGGCCAUACAGACAGCUGCGGCUCUGCACAAGAAGCUUGAUGCUCUGGCGCUCCUUAUCAGGCGCGAACAAGAGACGACUUUGACUGAUCUCCAGAUCGAGCUCACGCAGACCCAAAUCCGGGAGAGUCGCAAAGCCAUCGAACAAGCGACUACCGUCACACGUCUGACAAUUCUUGCUUUUGUCUACAUUCCAACCUCGUGCGUUUGCGGAAUCUUCGGUAUGAACUUCGUGCAGACUCCUGACGGUUUCGAAAUUUCGACAUUUGCAAUCACUCUCUCUAUUGUCCUGACCACGACAGUGUGGUUAGCCUUCGCGCACAAGUUCACUACGUUUGCAGUUCGAGUCUGCUUCUACCAUACCCGGCAAGCCUUCGAGGCGAGCGAAGGCGAGCGAAGGCGAAGGGUACCUGACGCCUGUCGCGUUCUUGCUGGUGUUCAUUGCAUUGAUACUCGACGACCUGUGGCUCCCUUGCAAACGCAUGUACCUUAA
This is a messenger RNA of Cyphellophora europaea CBS 101466, 1767 nucleotides long. RefSeq lists its product as uncharacterized. The transcript has 2 exons. NCBI's taxonomy places the organism in Eukaryota, Fungi, Ascomycota, Eurotiomycetes, Chaetothyriales, Cyphellophoraceae. Bases 1 to 1767 code for a protein of 588 amino acids. Gene Ontology annotation, biological process: metal ion transport; transmembrane transport. Gene Ontology annotation, cellular component: membrane. Gene Ontology annotation, molecular function: metal ion transmembrane transporter activity. The record is from RefSeq and is a predicted model, not a curated record.